UAGUUUAUUUAUUCUUUCUCUUCAAUUCUAUGAGUUCAUUGUUUAUAAAUUUUGCGACGAUUCUAAAUACCUAAAUCCUAAUACAAUAAAUUGUGCUUGUGCAUUUUUUUAUUUAAACAUGUGUACACAUUUGUUGAAAAUGUAAUUUACUAUCUAUAAAAAGCAUAAUUGUAUAAAUUUAUUGAUGCCAAAAUGAGUAAUUCGAGCACUGAGAUUACAAGCGAGUGUACAUCUGAUACUGCCCAACUAAUCAGUAAUGAUGAGGCUAGUACUUCAAAUUGUGCACAGUUGAACCAGACAACAGAUAUCCAGGAAUCAGAGGAAGAUGACUUACAAGGCAGUCACGGAGUUAGACGCAGACAGCCUGUACAAAAAAUUGAACCUGGGUCAAUGAAUAUUUUAUCAGCAAAAUAUGAGAGUUUAGAUUAUGAUACCUGUGAAAAUCAUUUGCUUCUUGAUGAAGAGAGAAAACGAGGAUAUGCAUUUGUUAUAUGGAAGGAUAUAGCAAGAUGGUUUAUAGUGUUACUAAUAGGAGUAAUAACAGCCCUUAUUGCAUUCAUAAUUGACAUUUGUAUUGAAGAAUUCUCAAAUAUUAAAUAUGAACAACUUAAGAAGUCUGUAGACAAAUAUGUACUGCUAGAUGAACUGUAUAUUCCAUAUUUGUUGUGGGUUUUGUCCAACAUCUCUAUUGUAUUUGUUGGAUCUAUGCUUGUUGCUUAUAUUGAGCCUGUCGCAGGAGGCAGUGGUAUACCUCAAGUGAAGUGUUAUCUCAAUGGAGUUAAAAUCCCAAGGGUUGUAAGAAUCAAAACUCUAUUUGUUAAAGCUGUUGGGGUUAUAUGUGCUGUUGUGGGUGGACUAGCUGGAGGAAAGGAAGGUCCUAUGAUUCACUGUGGAGCAGUCGUAGCAGCAGGUAUAUCUCAGGGCAAGAGUACAACAUUCAAUAAGGACUUCAAGGUAUUUCAGUAUUUUCGUGAGGAUCACGAAAAACGAGAUUUUGUGUCUGGAGGCGCUGCGGCUGGAGUCUCCGCUGCGUUUGGAGCACCUAUUGGUGGCGUACUAUUUUCCCUCGAAGAAGGCACCAGUUUUUGGAACCAGGCCCUAACAUGGCGGACAUUUUUUGGUACAGUAGUGUCUACAUUUACUCUAAAUUUUGCGCUAUCUGCCUAUCAUGGUCAUCCCGGAGACUUAAGUUAUCCAGGUCUCCUGAAUCUCGGAAAAAUGGAGCCUUUUCCAUUUCAAAUCUACGAAUUGCCGGUGUUUAUAAUAUUUGGUGUAAUCGGAGGUUUAUUGGGCGCCCUCUGGAAUUAUAUUAACUUUAAAUUGGCUGUUUUUAGAUUAAGGUAUGUAGGUGAGCCAUGGUUACGCGUAGUCGAAGCUUGUCUGGUGGCAGCUGUCAGUGCCACCUGCGGCUUCCUCAUGAUGUUCCUUCUAAAUGACUGUCGGCCUUUGGGAGAGGAUCCCACAAAGGUGCCUCUGCAGUUAUUCUGUGCGGACGGUGAAUACAACGCAAUGGCUGCGGUGUGGUUCCAAACCCCAGAGGCGUCCGUUAGGUCCUUCCUUCACGAUCCCAUGGGUUCCUACAAACCAGGAUCCCUAGUGAUCUUCGUGGUCUCGUACUUCCUACUUUCCACCUGGACUUUUGGAUUAGCAGUCCCCAGUGGUCUUUUUAUACCGAAUUUACUGACUGGUGCCGCUUGGGGGAGGUUGAUGGCUAUUUGGAUUCAAUAUGCGAUACCGUCUAUGAGUAUAAACCCAGCAAAAUACGCUUUAAUCGGUGCAGCCGCUCAACUAGGCGGUGUUGUACGGAUGACAAUCUCCCUGACAGUCAUUAUUAUUGAGACAACGGGACAGAUAUCGAACGCUCUGCCCAUUAUCGUCACUCUGGUAGUCGCUAAGUGGAUCGGGGAUUUCUUCAAUGAGGGUAUCUACGACACCUUGAUUCAGUUAGCGGGGGUCCCACUUCUCCCUUGGGAACCCCCUCCACUAGCACACAAUAUUUAUGCGUCCGAAGUAAUGUCACAUCCGGUUUUCACCCUUCGGACGGUGGAGAAUGUCGGACAUAUUGUGGAAAUGCUUAAAGUUGUUACGUACAGUGGCUUCCCGGUUGUCGAUCCGCCGCUGGCUGAUGAGAAUGAAGUUACAACAUACAAGCGAUUGCGUGGUAUGAUUCUUCGUUCUCAGUUAAUAGUUCUAAUACAGAACAAAAUAUAUAAUGAAAAUGCCAACACUACGUGGUCAAAUCUUAAGGUCGACAUGAAUAUGUUCAGGAAGGAGUAUCCGAGAUAUCCAUCUAUAGAAGAGCUAGAUAUAUCCGAUUGGGAAUUGACAUGUACAAUAGAUCUUCGUCCGUUCAUGAAUCCGUCUCCAUACACUUUACCACACCGAGCCUCCCUGCCUCGCCUGUUUAGACUUUUUAGGGCGUUAGGCCUUAGACAUUUGCCUAUUGUCAACGACGUCAAUGAGGUAGUAGGAAUGGUCACCCGUAAAGAUAUAGCAAGGUACAGAGUGUGGAGACAUAGAGGACACAUGGGAAUGGAGGAAUUAUUAUUGUCAAGUGAAAUAUAACAUUCAUGCCCCAACAUAUUUAAUAACAGACAAUAAUAUAUAUCUAAUUAUUUUUAGGAUUAAAACUUGAGUCAUCAUAAUAUUUCCCAAUUUAGUUUGAAUUGUUAAUGUUUUGUUAAUUAUUGAUAGUCACAUUACUAAAAGACACAGUUACUUCAUAUUAUCUUAGCAGUAAUAGUUAUACUUGUAUUUUAUUUGAAUUGCUCAAGAUGUAAACUCUCAAAAUACAGUUUAAUAUGUUAUGUAUAUCUUAUUAUAUACACUAUGAAAAGAUGUAACAAGAGUUAAAGAUUUAUAUACAUUCCUGUAAUAAGGACCUUGUCAAAUGAAAUUGGUUUUGUGUUUUAAAGUUCAUGCUUGGUUCGGCAAGUAAAUUUCAAGAUUAGCCAAAUAAUUUUACAUAAAAAAUCACUUGCAUUUUUCAUUAAUUACAAAUCAUAUUCACUAGAUGCCUCAUCCAACUGUGAUACUAAAAGUAUGUAGCAAUGGCUGAUAUAACAUCAGAAGUAAAUUAUUUUUUUACUAAUUAACAAUAUACUUGAAACCAAAGACACUACUUAUCCUAAAAUGCUACAACUUUUGUGAUAGAAUCAUUUAUUAUAUUAUUUGUGCUUACAUAAUUUUGGGCAGAAAAAUGUAACAA
Messenger RNA from Pieris napi, 3208 nucleotides. It is a transcript of the gene ClC-b, whose product is annotated as H(+)/Cl(-) exchange transporter 7. The record is from RefSeq and is a predicted model, not a curated record. Gene Ontology annotation, biological process: transmembrane transport; chloride transport. Gene Ontology annotation, molecular function: voltage-gated chloride channel activity. The transcript is spliced from 16 exons. Bases 193 to 2565 code for a protein of 790 amino acids. NCBI's taxonomy places the organism in Eukaryota, Metazoa, Arthropoda, Insecta, Lepidoptera, Pieridae. Gene Ontology annotation, cellular component: intracellular membrane-bounded organelle; lysosomal membrane.